ACUGUCUUCGUGAAGAAUCUGCCUUGGUCUGCUGACCAGGACAGUCUGACAGAGUUCUUCGCAGACUGCGGUACAGUCGCCAGCGUUCGCGUCGGCAUGGACUACGAGACUGGCAGAUCCAAGGGAUUUGCUCACGUCCAAUUUGAGGAAGUGGCGGGCGCAGCAGCAGCCAUUGCCAAGAGCGGGUUUGAGAUGGAGGGCCGUGAGCUGUUCAUUGACUCAGCCAAGGAGCGCCCUGCCAGCGGCAACACGCCCAACUCAAAUCGCGGUGCGACACUGCUUGUGGACCAAUGCUUGCUUUCCUUCCUGGGUUGUACUGGAUUUACUGUAGUGAUGAUCUUUCCGGUGUUUCCUUGCUAA
Coccomyxa subellipsoidea C-169 is the source of this 360-nucleotide messenger RNA. RefSeq names its product RNA-binding domain-containing protein. The transcript is spliced from 2 exons. Gene Ontology annotation, molecular function: RNA binding. The annotation marks the transcript as partial. The record is from RefSeq and is a predicted model, not a curated record. NCBI's taxonomy places the organism in Eukaryota, Viridiplantae, Chlorophyta, Trebouxiophyceae, Coccomyxaceae.